GAGACGCACACAGAAAAGCGAUGGAGUUGAUUGGGUCAUUUCAAUUUUUCUUCUUCAUCUUCAUGGCCUCCAUGGCACUGCUGUACAUGUGCUGCAGCUUAAUAUAUUCGUUUUGGGUUUCUCCAGUCCUAGCUUACAGGAAGCUUAAGAAAUAUGGGCUAAAUGGUCCAUCUCCAAGCUUUCCAUUAGGAAAUCUCACUGAGAUGAAAAAGAAGAUCAAUGUUAAAAGCUCGUCGUCUUCAUUUGGCCAGCCUAACUCAAAUAUCAUCACCCAUGACAUUCACUCAACUCUAUUUCCUUACUUUGCUCGCUGGCAGAGCUCCCACGGAAAAAUGUUCGUCUAUUGGUUAGGCACAGAGCCAUUUCUGUACAUAGCCGAUCCAGAGUUGCUGAAAAAAUUGUCUACAGAGGUCACAGCAAAGAACUGGGGGAAGCCUGCUGUGUUUAGACGUGACAGAGCUGCCAUGUUUGGUAAUGGCCUCGUUAUGUCAGAAGGUGAUGACUGGGUUCGUCACCGCCAUGUUAUCACUCCUGCUUUUAACCCUACCAACUUGAAGGCAAUGGCGAGCUUAAUGGUGGAGACCACCACAGAAAUGCUGGACAACUGGAGAGUCCUCAUAGAUUCCGGCUCUCAGGAAAUCGACAUCGAGAGAGAAAUCACUGCCACGGCAGGAGAAAUCAUCGCCAAGACAAGCUUUGGCAUUAGUUACCAAAGUGGGCGACUAGUGUAUGACAAAUUAAGAGCCUUGCAAAUGACCCUCUUCAAAACGAGCCGUUUUGUGGGAGUUCCCUUUGGCAAAAUGAUGCACCCUAAGAAAACCCUCGAGGCCAGAAGACUUGGACAAGAAAUCAACCAACUGUUCCUGUCAAUCAUCAGUGCUCGGAAAAAAUCGAUAAGAGAGUCGACGCAGCAGCACGACUUGCUCGGAAUACUGCUUAAGCAAAGUGAACAAGGAGGUUUUACAAAGGCUUUAACCACACAGGAUCUGGUGGAUGAGUGCAAGACAUUUUUCUUUGGCGGUCAUGAGACAACAGCAUUGGCAAUCACAUGGACAAUGUUGCUUCUGGCCACUCACCAGGAUUGGCAAGAUCAAUUGAGAGAGGAGAUUAGGGAAGUGGUGGGAGAUAAGGAGAUUGAUGUCAACAUGCUUGCUGGACUAAAGAAGAUGGGAUGGGUGAUGAAUGAGGUUUUUCGAUUGUAUCCAUCGGCACCAAAUGCACAGAGACAAGCGAAAGGGGACAUUCAAGUGAGUGAUGACCUGGCAAUUCCCAGUGGGACCAACAUGUGGAUUGACAUAGUGGCCAUGCACCAUGACCCAGCUCUGUGGGGUGAUGACGUCAAUGAGUUCAAGCCAGAGAGGUUUAAAGAUGACAUACAUGGCGGGUGCAAGCACAAGAUGGGGUAUUUGCCUUUUGGGUUUGGAGGAAGAAUGUGCAUUGGUCGAAACCUAACUUUCUUGGAGUACAAGAUUGUCCUAACCCUAAUUCUGUCGAAGUUUUCUUUCACCAUCUCUCCCACCUAUUGUCACUCUCCUUCGGUUGUGCUCUCUCUCAGGCCUUCCAAUGGGCUGCCGCUUGUUCUGCAUCCCCUUUAGGCAUAAAAGGCAUAUUUUUUUCUUGCAGAGAAGAAUUGUAGAAUGCCUUUGAUUUUUUACUAUUA
Prunus dulcis (almond) is the source of this 1660-nucleotide messenger RNA. RefSeq names its product cytochrome P450 714C2-like. Bases 21 to 1595 code for a protein of 524 amino acids. Gene Ontology annotation, molecular function: iron ion binding; oxidoreductase activity, acting on paired donors, with incorporation or reduction of molecular oxygen; monooxygenase activity. NCBI's taxonomy places the organism in Eukaryota, Viridiplantae, Streptophyta, Magnoliopsida, Rosales, Rosaceae. The transcript has 4 exons. The record is from RefSeq and is a predicted model, not a curated record.